AAAGGUUCAACGUUAAUUGAAAGAAACGGACCUAUGGGAAAGGUAAAUGGAUUGUGCGUCUCAUUGUGUUUAGCUAGCGAGUGAGCGAGUGAGUGAGUGUGUGUGUGUGUGUGUGUGUGAGUAUCUCCCUUUUCACUUGGUUUAAAAAAAAAAAUCUGAUUUGUUUAUUUUUUUUUAAAUGUAACGUUACAUGGAAGAAAAACAGUCUGUCCGGUCCUUUUGUCUAGGUGAGACUAUAAACUUUUGUUGUCGGUUCAAAGUUCAAGUGUGUUUGCUUCAUUCCCCCGGAUGCUGAUUGAGAUUCUCGGAACUCUCAAAAUAUUAUGGAUAACCAGUAAAGUCGGACGUUGAGCCUGUAACCGGUAGCAACAGCCGUUAUUGAAUGGACAAUAUCAAGCCGGUUCAUCACGAGUCAUGUUAGUCAGACUGACACUCGCACUCAACUCUCGCUCUCAGUUAGGAAAUAUUUUGUUUGCAAUUCCCAGAAAUCACCCGUCUGCGCACAACUGAGCAGGAAUUCUCGGAUUUGACGUGGAGCAUCUGAUUCAUCAGUGUUUUAACCGCGUAAUUGUGAUGCCGAGGAACUCCUACAAAGAUGUGUCUGAGGUGGAUGAGUCCACUGAGGUGGAUGAGUCUUCGGACAAUCCCAGCCAGGAAGAGGAGAUUCUGUAUGCUACCUCCCCUCCCCGUACUCCUCGGCUGAUCAAACGCAUGUCCAACAAACACCAGAGAAGUGGCCAGGGGUUUAAGGGCAAAGAGAAGCCGUGUUCCUCCAUCCCGUUGUCUCAAAGAGAACGCGAAGGAGCCCGAUCGGUUGAACCUCCUGAAGAGCACUGCUACAAGCAGGAGAAGAAGCAGCGCUUCAACCAGCGCUCCAACGAGCGAGAUAGCAAGAAGACCUUUGAGGGCUCCUUCAUGCUUGAAUCAGUCUCUAAAUCCAGUGCCAUCGGCUCUCGAAACAUGGACCCCCGCAAGCCCUACCUGAGCCUGGGCAUGCUCCCUGUGCGCACCCAUCGGCAGACCUCUCGCACCGACUGUCCGGCGGACCGCCUCAAGUUCUUUGAGACCCUGCGGCUCCUGCUCAAGCUAACUUCCAUGUCGUCCAAGAAGAAAGAGAAGGAGCAGCGAGGCCUGGAGAAUAUGGCCUUCAUGGGCCAGAACAAUGAGGUCAUCUGGCUGGAGUUGCAAGCCUGGCAUGCCCGCCGUAGCAUCACUGAGCAGGACCUGUACCUGUACACCGCCCGCCAAGCCAUACCUGACAUCAUCAACGAGGUACUGCACUUCAAAGUGGACUAUAGCAGCCUAUCUGGGCAUGAAAGCAACCUCACAACAGAACAGAGUGACUUUUAUCCUGGAGAAACCAAUUGCAGGAAUGAUCCAUUUAGUUUCAGCACCUCCAUGUCUUGGGGCGAGGUUGACGCUGCUGCUCCUUUUUCUUCAACAUUGGAGUGCCGAGAGCACCUGCAAAGGCAACGAAUUGCCUUUGAUCAGGUAAAGCGAGUCAUGUCACUGUUGGAGUCAGUGGAAGCUCUGUACCCAUCUUUGCAAACCCUGCAGAAAGACUAUGAGAAGUACGCAGCUCGGGACUUCCAAGGCAGGGUGCAGGCGCUCUGCUUGUGGCUCAAUAUCACUCAGGACCUUAACCAGAAAUUGCGAGUGAUGGGCACCGUGCUGGGCCUCAGGGACCUUUCCCGCAUCGGCUGGCCUGUCUUUGAGAUCCCCUCACCUAGAUGCUCACGUGGCGACGAGGAGGUAGACGAGGAUGAAACAGAGUCCACUGCUACCUUCACGGCCGAAAAUGAUGGAGAGGAAAGGACCCUGAGUGAGGCAGAUAGCAACGGAGAGCAGUCGCCCUGCCUCACGCCAAUGUGCUCACGCCUCAUGUCGGAAGAGGAGUUCCUCCCACGGGACAGCGAGACCCAGUGUUGUCCCACUGCCAUCUACAGGCCAUUUGUGGAUAAGGCACUUAAACAAAUGGGACUGCGUAAACUGAUUCUUAGACUGCACAAGCUGAUGGAUCGUUCACUGCAGAGGUCCAGAACUGCACUGUUGAGUCGCAUGCCGGCUCUAGAGUUGUCGGCGGUCCCAGGUUCUUUGCACUGUGAUUACCUUCCCGAGCUAUCUCGUCACCUGGGUGGUCAGGAAGAGGCAGGGUCAGGACGGGUAUCGUGGGAGGAGCUUAUGGACAUGGACCUGCCCUCAUUCCGGCCGGCCUUCUUGGUGCUUUGCCGUGUGCUGCUAAAUGUCAUUCACGAGUGCCUCAAACUGCGACUUGAGCAAAGGCCUGCAGGGGAACCGUCCCUGCUCAGCAUCAAACAGUUGGUGCGUGAGUGUAAAGAGGUUCUUAAAGGAGGGCUCCUGAUGAAACAGUACUACCUGUUCAUGCUGCGUGGUGUUGUCACUGACCCCCAGGGUCUACAGACUAAUGCCAACAUCGAUGAGUUUGAGGAGGAUCUUCACAAAAUGCUAGAGGUGUACUUUGACUACAUGCGCAGCUGGAUCCAGAUGUUGCAGCAGCUGCCUCAAGCCUCCCACAGCCUGAAGAACCUGCUGGAGGAGGAGUGGAACUUCACUAAAGUCAUCACCCCAUACAUCCGGGGCGGAGAGGCCCAGUCCGGCAAGCUCUUUUGUGAUAUUGCUGGAAUGCUGUUAAAAUCCACUGGAGACUUCCUGGAUGCAGGCCUUCAGAAGAGUGGCAAUGAGUUCUGGGAGUGUGCGGAUGACAGCACUGCCUCAGAUGAAAUCAGACGUUCGGUGAUUGAGACAAGUCGCUCGCUCAAAGAGCUCUUCCACGAGGCAAGGGAGAGAGCGUCUAAAGCGCUGGGCUUUGCCAAGAUGCUGCGCAAAGAUCUUGAGAUUGCAGCAGAAUUCAGCUUAACCAGUGGAGUAACCGCUCUCCUGCAGGCACUGAAGACCAAGAAUUAUGUGAAGGUUCAAAUCCCAGGACUGGAGGAGCUGCAGGUGUUUGUCCCUUGUGGUCUGAGGGAGCAGCGGCUGGUCAUCUUACAGCUGCUAAACGCGGCUGCAGGAAAGGACUGCUCAAAAGAGCCGGACGAGAACCCAGAGGACGAGGCCUACCUGCUCAUGAGCAAGCACAGAUUCGGGGACUCGACCGCUGAUGGCACCUGGGCCGAGUGGGAUGGCAAUGUGCUUAAACUGGUGCCUCAAGUGGAGACGGUGGACACGUUACGUGUCAUGAAGGUGGACAAUCUCCUGCUGAUUGUGAUGCAGUCAGCGCACCUGGUGUCACAACGCAAGGCCUUCCAGCAGUCGAUGGAAGAUCUUCUCACACUCAGCCGAGAACAGACAUCCAGCCAGCCACUCAUUGUCUGCGCACUGGAAAAACUCAAGAAUGAGGCUCUUCAGCUGUGCAUCAAGAUCAACACUGCAAUCGACCGUGUGGAAUACAUGUUCACAUCAGAGUUUGAGGCCGAAGUGGAAGAGACGGAGAAAGCCACACUGCAGCAGUAUUACAGAGAGGCCAUGAUCCAGGGAUACAACUUUGCCUUUGAGUACCAUAAAGAGGUUGUGCGUCUGAUGUCUGGAGAGUUCAGGCGGCAGAUCGGGGAACGCUACAUCGCUUUUGCUCGCAAGUGGAUGAACUUUGUCCUCACAAAGUGUGAAAGUGGGAGAGGCACUCGUCCACGAUGGGCAACACAGGGCUUUGAUUUUCUUCAAGCGAUUGAGCCAGCUUUUAUAUCGGCCUUGCCAGAAGAUGACUUUCUGAGUCUGCAGGCUCUGAUGAAUGAGUGCAUCGGACAUGUUAUAGGGAAACCGCACAGUCCAGUCAGCAGUAUGUACUUUGCAGGCCCACGGAACAGCCCUCGACCUGUCAAAGUGCCCCGUUGCCACAGCGACCCUCCGAACCCGUAUCUCUUCAUCCCUUCAGCUCAUGCUGAGGGUUUUAGCUCUCGGAGUCUCCCAUGUGAUCUGCGUACCCAGUUGUGUCCCCUUGGUCCCCGCCCCACCCAUCCGUUACCCCCAGGGGAACACAGCCAUACCACCAAAUCUUCCGGCAGCACCCCCAAUGACAUCAGGGGAUCCAGUGUACAUGAGAACGACCGUCUGUCCUCUGUGGCGGCAGAGUUUAAAUCCCUCAGCCGUCACUCCAGUCCAACAGAGGACAGAGAAGAACCCUCGUAUCCUAAAGGAGACCCGAGCAGUACUGCCCGUCGCAGCUGGGAGCUCCGCAACUUCAUCAGCCAGUCAAAAGACACAGCGGCCCGUCAGAGCCCUAUGGAGACAGUACGGAGCUCCAUAUUUGCCUUCGACGACAAGCACUACACCCUCAUGAGACAGCGCAACAUCAUCGGCCAGGUGUGCAACACCCCCAAGUCCUACGACAACGUCAUGCACGUAGGCCUGCGCAAGGUCACCUUUAAAUGGCAGAGAGGCAACAAGAUUGGUGAAGGGCAGUACGGGAAGGUUUACACAUGCAUCAAUGUGGACACUGGUGAACUGAUGGCCAUGAAGGAGAUCCGGUUUCAGCCCAAUGACCACAAAACCAUAAAGGAAACGGCAGAUGAGCUGAAGAUCUUUGAAGGAAUCAAACAUCCCAAUCUCGUCCGCUACUUUGGUGUUGAGUUACACAGGGAAGAGAUGUAUAUCUUUAUGGAGUACUGUGAUGAGGGGACGCUGGAGGAGGUGUCUAGACUGGGUCUGCAGGAACACGUCAUCCGCCUCUACAGCAAGCAGAUCACAACGGCAAUCAACGUGCUCCAUGAACAUGGCAUUGUACACAGAGACAUUAAAGGAGCCAAUAUCUUCCUCACAUCAUCGGGCCUGAUAAAGCUAGGGGACUUUGGUUGCUCAGUGAAGCUGAAAAACAAUGCUCAGACGAUGCCUGGAGAAGUAAACAGCACACUGGGAACUGCAGCAUACAUGGCACCUGAGGUCAUCACAAGAGCAAAGGGUGUAGGUCAUGGCCGUGCUGCUGAUAUCUGGAGCCUUGGUUGUGUUCUAAUAGAGAUGGUCACUGGGAAGAGACCGUGGCAUGAAUAUGAGCAUAACUUCCAGAUCAUGUAUAAAGUGGGGAUGGGCCACAAGCCCCCCAUUCCUGAAAAGCUAAGCACAGAGGGGAAGGACUUCCUGACACACUGCCUGGAGAAUGAACCCAAGCGCCGCUGGACUGCCAGCGCCCUGCUUGACCACCCGUUUGUCAAGGUCUGCACAGAUGAAGAGUGAUCAGGAGUCGUCACGUUUACCAAAAUUCUAGCACUACUUCACAUGGCAUGAAAAGAACUCUGGACUCUCUAAUGAAAAGACUGCCGAAAGUAGAAAAGUCUUACAUGUACAGUCUCAUGAGCAGAUGGAUUGAAAAGCUUGUUUGGAGAAGAGGGUUUUAUUGUACAUACUGUAAGAAUAUGGUUCGGGAUUUCUUUGUACAAAGCAUAUUGUAAAGCUGAAGUUUAAUAACCACUUAUUGCUGGUAAAUGAAUUUUGUUGAUUGAGUCACAGGGAAUACAAGAUAAAGGAGACAAAGUACAUUAGUUCGAGACUUUCGUAGAAAUAUGUUCACCUCUGACAGCACAAAGCAUCAGAGAAGGGAAGAUGGAGGGAGAGUUUGGCAAUACGUGGACUGACUGUAUGCACAAUAUCUUUUCACUGAAGAAAGUAUACAGACCUUGGACUGAUGGUCACAGAGGAGGUUUCAAAUUUUUCUUUUUGUUAAAGGUAUUUUUGUGUUUAUUUUGCCUUACUGCAGAGCCCACUGUUAACAAGUCAUAUUUAAGCCUAUAAGUAGUUGUGCUGCGUCAGCCCAGCCUCCUGCUGGCCAAUGGCGUGCCUUUAUGAUCUGGGUGUAAGAGCAUAACCAACCAAUGAGAGAGAAGAGGCCAGUCUGACUCCGCCUUCUGCUGCUACACUCGGACAGGUGGACAAAUAGAAAAUGAGCUAAUACACAGGCAUCAAUGUUGCUGGUUCUCUGCUCCUCCAACAGUGUUUGCAAUAUUUAAAGAAUAUUA
Messenger RNA from Xyrauchen texanus (razorback sucker), 5963 nucleotides. RefSeq names its product mitogen-activated protein kinase kinase kinase 4-like. Gene Ontology annotation, biological process: protein phosphorylation; MAPK cascade. The record is from RefSeq and is a predicted model, not a curated record. The transcript is spliced from 27 exons. Lineage: Eukaryota; Metazoa; Chordata; Actinopteri; Cypriniformes; Catostomidae. Bases 574 to 5184 code for a protein of 1536 amino acids. Gene Ontology annotation, molecular function: protein kinase activity; ATP binding.